AUGUCGGACUUCUCUCUCCCGACCGCUAUUCCUCUCGACACCAAACCGUCGUUUGAUGACACGAUAUCAGCUAUUGAGGAUGUUGAACCAACCGACCCCUCUAACGUUUUUCCACACCUCAGCUCCAAUGAUGCCAGCAUCAUAAGAGAGUGGAAUGAAAGUGUGCCCAGCAAGGUCGACCGAUGCGUGCAUGACCUCAUUCAAUCUCGUAGCUUGUCGCAACCAGGAGCUGUGGCAGUUCGUGCCAGUGAUGGACGGCUCACGUAUCAUGAGCUGGACAUGAUGUCGUCCACGCUGGCAACCCAGCUGGUCAGUUAUGACAUGGGCCCAAAUCGGAUUGUACCCCUCAUCUUCGAGAAGUCGAUGUGGACUACAGUAGCUUUGUUGGGUGUCAUGAAGGCAGGUGGUGCAUUUCUCCUUCUUGAUAUUGCCCAUCCAGUUGCACGACUGAAGGAGAUACUUGGUAUAACUGCUGCGAGGCUCGUCAUUGCUUCCGAGAGGCAGGCUAAGCUUGCUCAACAGCUCGAUCUGGACGUGGUUUAUGUGGGCGCCAAUGUGAAUGCACCCAACAAGACCGAGUCGUGUCCUCCAUUGGCACCAGUCCAUCCACACCGUCCCGCCUACUGCGUUUUUACAUCAGGUUCAACGGGGUCGCCAAAAGGAUUCUGCGUUCAGCAUGAUGCAUUUGCGACAAUGGCGGCAGUUGUCCCAGAGGCGUUCAACCUAUCGUCGACAAGUCGAGUGUUCCAAUUCGCGUCUCACGCUUUCGAUGCAAGUGUCUUUGAGUACCUUGCAUGCCUCGUGAUGGGUGGUUGUUUGUGUAUUCCCUCCGAGUCUGCGCGCACGAGCUCUCUUGCCGAAGCCAUCAAUGUAUUCCAAGCCAACUGGAUUAUCUUGACUCCAUCUGUGAGCCGCAUUAUAUCACCUGCUCAAGUACCAACACUACGCACACUUGUCAUGACUGGGGAACCUAUGAGAGAAGAUGAUGUCAACAGAUGGUCUGGCAACCUUCGACUUGUAAAUGGCUACGGACCUUCAGAGUGUGCUGUUUGCUGUGCUGUGUACCAAUCCGUCACUUCUGCCACUGAGCCCGGUCAGAUUGGCCGUCCACUCGGAGCUGUCCUAUGGCUUGUCGACGCGGAAGACCACGAGCGGCUAGUGGAAAUUGGCGCAGUUGGAGAGAUUCUAGUCGAAGGACACACCGUGGGAAAGGGCUAUCUUUCCAACCAGGAACAGACAGCCAAGAGCCUUGUCGAUGCACCUCGCUGGCUGACAGAUUUCCGACAGGCUCCAUGCAGCCUAGUGUACAAGACUGGUGACUUAGCCGUGUACCUGCCGGAUGGAACGUUGCGACUUCAUGGGAGAAAGGAUAACCAGGUGAAGAUUCGAGGUCAAAGAGUUGAGCUCGUGGAGGUAGAGCAGCGACUGAAGAACUUCUACCCUCCUGAAGUCGAGGUUGUGGCUGAAAUAGCCAAGACAGCCCAAGAACCAAUGCUCAUCGCUUUUGUUUGUCAUUCCCAGUCUUUGGAACCUGACAAGAGUAUUCUGAGCGCGCCUGAUGUUUCUUUCCUUGCCACGGCCCGGGAAGCUGCGAACACGUUACGCCAAACUGCCCCUGAUUACAUGGUUCCCUCCACAUUCUUCCCUGUCAAUUUCCUUCCAACCACAAUUACAGGCAAGACUGAUCGCCGUCAGCUGCGGUUAGCGGUGGAAAGACUGUCUCGCCUGGAGCUUGCUGAAUAUAAUACCCCUUCCGCAGCCCCUGACGAUCCACGGCUCGUUUCAGACCCGACGCAACUAGCUUUGCGGAAGCUGUGGUGCCAGGUGCUCCACUUGGGUGGCGAUGGGGAUGGCAUCGGACCGAACCAUAACUUUUUCCAUCUCGGAGGCACAUCAAUUAAUGCAAUGCAACUUGCAUCUUUGUGUCAGAAGAAUGGGGUUCAAAUCCGAGUUUCAACCAUUCUGGCCAACCCUGAGCUCGACAAAAUGUCCUCCGCGAUUGAUAAUCGUCAUGACCAAGGCGAAUGGCUUGUCAGCUCCAUAAACUCUGUACAAGGUGUCAAGGAAGAGCUAAUCAAAGCUAAGCUUAUAUCCUCACAUGCGGUUGACAUUUUCCCUAGCACUGAAUUCCAGAGAUGGAAUUUACAGCAGCCCUGCGACCACCUCUCUAUCCAACUACCGGCGGAAGUAGAUAUCCCACGCUUACAGGCUGCCUGGCAGAAAGUUGUGAACAGACAUGCAGCUCUACGAACGGAAUUUCUGUCCUGGAAGGAUCACACAUUCCAGGUUGUCCAUCAUGAUGUUGAGCUCUCAUUGGAACUAAUUGAUGUCGAUGAGGAUCUCUCGUGCGCUAUUGAAAGCCUCACGCAUGAGCCAUCACGCCAGUACCCAUAUCUUGGCACACUGCCAUUUCAUCUCACUCUGAUAUCGAGGCGUGGACAUCGGACCCUCUUGGUCCGUAUCAGUCAUGCGCAAUAUGACGGAAUUUCAUUGCAGAUUCUUUACCGCGACUUGAUGGCUGCGUAUUCCGGGAGAUAUUUGGCUCAACGGACAGACUUCCCUGACUACAUGAGGGUCCGUUGUGCUCAAAACAGGCCGAAAGCGUUUGACUACUGGCGAAAGGUACUGGACGGGGCCACUAUGCCAACAUUGUGGCAGCCCCGCCCAGAUCCACCGGGCUCUCUAUCUCUCCACAUGCAAGACGUUCAGCUCCCCCUGCCUCCCACGGGGAUUACUCAGGCAACCUUACUCAUGUCCUCCUGGGCCUGGGUUCUGGCGGGGAUCACCGGCCAACCGGAUGUCAUCUUCGGGUAUGUAUCCAGUGGCCGAGAUGUUCCAUUGGAUGGGGCAAAUGACUUUUUUGGCUCAGCUGUGACUACGGUGCCCUUGCGUCUCGUCAUUCAAAAGUCUUGGUCUAUUGCCGAUUUCCUAUGGGCUGUUCAGAUGCAACGCAUAUCGAACGCUCAAUAUGAAGUCGUUGAUUUUGAGGACAUUGUUUCUCAAAGUACAUCAUGGUCUACGGGCACUCAGCUUGGUAGCGUGUUUUCCUAUGAAGAUUUCGGUGCUAGUUCCGAAAUCGUGCUUGAAGAGACCCGCUGUGCUUCUCGUUUCCAUUUCCAGAAAGCCCCCACAGUACCUUACGCCUUGAUUGCCCCCCAGGAGAAUUCUACAGGGGUUCGGGUCGCCGGUCGGACAGACUUCCUUUCCCAAGAUGAAGCGGUGAGGCUUUGCGAAAUGCUCAGCUCCACCGCAAUCAAGUUUGCGGAAAGUCCCGACGGGGCCUUACCUUGGAGAGUUUAG
Molecule: messenger RNA, 3300 nt
Organism: Penicillium samsonianum
Lineage: Eukaryota; Fungi; Ascomycota; Eurotiomycetes; Eurotiales; Aspergillaceae
Product: non-ribosomal peptide synthetase
Exons: 1
Coding region: 1-3300 (1099 amino acids)
Biological process (GO): amino acid activation for nonribosomal peptide biosynthetic process; secondary metabolite biosynthetic process
Cellular component (GO): cytoplasm
Molecular function (GO): phosphopantetheine binding; catalytic activity
Source: RefSeq, a predicted model, not a curated record